AUGUCGCUGCGCAUCCCCUCCGUGCAGCUCGCCGCCCCGCACUCGCACACACACGAGGACCUCGCGUACGCGUCCUGCCCCAUCUGCGGCCGCCUCAUACACAUGUGCGACAUGCUGACACACCUCACUACCUCCCACCGGGAGCUGAACCCCACACACUGCAAGAGGAUCUGCAGCGAGCGGCUCGCUCUGUACGAGCGGGUGAUCGGCGUGUCAUUGAAGAAGAUGGAGCUUACAUCCUCCGGCCGCCGCGUCCUCGACUUCCUGCCGACGGUGCUGCACAGCGGCUACAUCUGCAACUGGUGCGACCGCAAGAACGAUGUGUACCCGACGAGAGACAAAUUCCUCAAACACGUCGCUGAUUUACACGCAGAGAUCGACCUCGAGGAUAUUGAAGCGCACGUCCCGCUGCUGCCGCGCGGCGGGUUGGAGGAAAAGAGUAGCGUGCGUGACGAGGCUCGGCCCACGCGACGGCUGAGUGGUGUAGAGGCGCUUGCCGAGAAAUUCACUGCUCCCACCGCUCCACCGCGCCAGGUGGGCAUCAGCAUUCCGCGUAACAUUGAUAAACCACCCGCGGCCCCGGCAAUAUCUGCUGUAUUUACCGACACGGAGUUGCCGUGUGAGUUGUGCGGCAGGACGUUCCAGAGCGAGCUGGACCUGCUGAACCACCUCGAGACGCGGCACCCUGACGGCACCGCCGGUGGGCCCACUGAUAUGGACCCCGCAGCUGUUGCCGACGUGGCGCAGUUCACGGCGAAGGAGGCGACGAAGGGCACAGAGCAGCGCGUGCGCGUUAUAUGCGACCUGUGUCUGUCCUCAUCGAAGGUGUACACGAUGCCGUCCGCGCUUUUCUCACACAUCCGCUUCAAGCAUCCCGGCGAGGACGCCGCGUAUCACGUGGACCGCCUCAUCCGAUUGCAGAAGGAGGCCCCGUCGUUUGUGUGCAAAGUCUGCAAGAAGGUUUUCGCCACCGCCGCCGCGCUUGAGGGGCACUUCGCCACGAAGCACGGAGAGCAGACGGACACAGUGACCGGGCAGGCGCGCGUGUCGAUGACUAACUGCUGGUGGUGCCACGACUGCGAGAAGGGCUUCUCCACCGCGAAGGGGCUGCACGGGCACAUGCAAAACAAACAUGGCCUCUCUACUCAGUCACACCCGUGCCCCGCGUGCAAGCGGGUCUUUGCAGACAUUUACUCGUUGGAGGAGCACAUCACCCUUCAGCACAAGACGAUUCGUCUGAGCGACGUUGGGCUGCAGACACACGCCAGGUGCGCUGUCUGUGACCGCUGCUUCCUCAGCUAUGAGGAGCUGCACCGCCACGCCGUCAAGCACCACAAAAAGGACCCGCGCGCACCCGUUCGGCCCUUCGAGUCUUCACCAGUGAAGAAUAACACACCAAGGGACGAGGCGAAGCCUCCAGCUCCAGCAGCACCACAGGGACCCCGCAAGGUAAAGAGACAGAGGAAGACUACAACCGAAACCGAAACAGAAGCAGCGAGUGAUUGCUGA
Messenger RNA from Trypanosoma grayi, 1509 nucleotides. Its product is annotated as Zn-finger protein. NCBI's taxonomy places the organism in Eukaryota, Euglenozoa, Kinetoplastea, Trypanosomatida, Trypanosomatidae. Gene Ontology annotation, molecular function: RNA polymerase II cis-regulatory region sequence-specific DNA binding; DNA-binding transcription factor activity, RNA polymerase II-specific. Gene Ontology annotation, biological process: regulation of DNA-templated transcription. The transcript has a single exon. The coding region runs from base 1 to 1509 and encodes 502 amino acids. The record is from RefSeq and is a predicted model, not a curated record.